This is a messenger RNA of Parnassius apollo (apollo), 1215 nucleotides long. The record is from the annotation of a GenBank genome assembly. NCBI's taxonomy places the organism in Eukaryota, Metazoa, Arthropoda, Insecta, Lepidoptera, Papilionidae.
AUGAGCGAAAAUGAUAUUAAGCGAAGUCCACGUUACUACAACGAAGAAGCUACAAAAGACUCUACAGACCAAACUAGGUCGGGAAAAUCGGUCAGCGCGGUGCAGUGUGCGGUAUAUUUCCAUCGGAUUUUAGACAUUAUAAUGUUCUCAUCCCUUUUGGACGUAGCUCGGAACUCACCAUUCCGUGGGCCCCUCACUCCUGCACAAUGUGAACCAUCUUCACUUGCUGCACCACAAGCCGCACAGAGUGGUAUGGCGGCGGCGGCGGUGGUGCAAGGCGACUCCUGCGAGUUCGCCUCGCCCAAAUACUUUGCGCUCUGCGGACUUGGAGGCAUCCUAUCUUGUGGUAUAACUCAUACGGCGGUGGUGCCCCUCGAUCUGGUGAAAUGUAGACUGCAAGUGGACGCCGCUAAGUACAAGAAUGUGCUGACCGGUUUUAAAGUGUCCGUGCAGGAGGAGGGUAUGCGCGGUCUCGCCAAAGGCUGGGCGCCAACCUUCAUCGGUUACUCACUACAGGGUCUGUGCAAAUUCGGCUUGUACGAGGUGUUCAAAGUGACGUACUCCGGCAUGUUGGAUGAAGAGACUGCAUAUACGUACCGUACUUUCGUGUACCUCGCCGCUUCCGCAUCCGCCGAGUUCUUCGCCGAUAUCGCUCUGUCGCCUUUAGAAGCCGCCAAGGUCCGAAUCCAGACGAUGCCGGGCUUUGCUACAACAUUACGCGAGGCGUGGCCCAAGAUGGUGCAGAAUGAGGGCUACGGUACUUUCUACAAAGGCCUUGUCCCGCUGUGGGGUAGACAGAUCCCGUACACUAUGAUGAAGUUCGCCUGCUUCGAGAAGACCGUGGAGCUGUUGUACAAGUACGUGGUGCCGAAGCCGCGCGAGCAGUGCUCCAAGGGCGAGCAGCUGGUGGUGACGUUCGCGGCGGGCUACAUCGCCGGCGUGUUCUGUGCGAUCGUGUCGCACCCCGCGGACACUGUCGUCUCCAAACUCAACCAGGACAAGACCGCGACAGUGGGUUCUAUAGUGGGUAAACUCGGAUGGGCUGGAGUAUGGAAGGGUCUUGGACCUAGGAUCAUCAUGAUCGGUACUCUAACCGCACUGCAGUGGUUCAUCUAUGAUGCUGUCAAGGUAUGGCUGAGGAUGCCGCGGCCGCCGCCAGCUGAGAUGCCAGAAUCUAUGCGCAAGCGGCUUGAAGCCGAACAAGCGGCUAAGUGA